Molecule: messenger RNA, 5739 nt
Organism: Talpa occidentalis (Iberian mole)
Lineage: Eukaryota; Metazoa; Chordata; Mammalia; Eulipotyphla; Talpidae
Gene: EIF2S3
Product: eukaryotic translation initiation factor 2 subunit gamma
Exons: 12
Coding region: 56-1474 (472 amino acids)
Biological process (GO): positive regulation of translational fidelity; formation of translation preinitiation complex
Cellular component (GO): cytosol; eukaryotic translation initiation factor 2 complex
Molecular function (GO): tRNA binding; GTP binding; translation initiation factor activity
Source: RefSeq, a predicted model, not a curated record
GGGCCCGAGUUCGGUCAGGCAGCAGCCCAGGCCACUUCCUUCCUCUCUGGGCAACAUGGCGGGGGGCGAGGGUGGAGUGACUCUCGGGCAGCCUCACCUUUCCCGCCAGGAUCUCGCUACUUUGGAUGUGACCAAGUUGACGCCACUUUCACACGAAGUUAUCAGCAGACAAGCUACAAUUAACAUAGGUACAAUUGGUCAUGUAGCUCAUGGGAAGUCCACAGUUGUCAAAGCUAUUUCCGGAGUUCACACUGUCCGGUUCAAAAAUGAACUAGAAAGAAACAUUACAAUCAAACUUGGAUAUGCCAACGCUAAGAUUUACAAACUUGAUGACCCAAGUUGUCCUCGUCCAGAAUGUUACAGAUCUUGUGGAAGUAGCACACCUGAUGAGUUUCCUACAGACAUUCCAGGGACCAAAGGGAACUUUAAAUUAGUCAGACAUGUUUCCUUUGUUGACUGUCCUGGUCACGAUAUUUUGAUGGCUACUAUGCUGAACGGUGCAGCAGUGAUGGAUGCAGCUCUUCUGUUAAUAGCUGGUAAUGAAUCUUGUCCGCAACCUCAGACUUCGGAACAUUUGGCUGCUAUAGAAAUCAUGAAACUAAAGCAUAUUUUGAUUCUACAAAAUAAAAUUGAUUUGGUAAAAGAAAGCCAGGCUAAAGAACAAUAUGAACAGAUCCUUGCAUUUGUACAAGGUACAGUAGCAGAAGGAGCUCCGAUUAUACCAAUUUCUGCUCAACUGAAAUACAAUAUAGAAGUUGUCUGUGAGUACAUAGUAAAGAAAAUUCCAGUGCCCCCAAGAGACUUUACUUCAGAACCCCGACUUAUUGUUAUUAGAUCCUUUGAUGUCAACAAACCUGGCUGUGAAGUUGAUGACCUUAAGGGGGGUGUAGCUGGUGGUAGUAUUCUAAAAGGUGUAUUAAAGGUGGGCCAGGAGAUAGAAGUCAGACCUGGUAUUGUUUCCAAAGAUAGUGAAGGAAAACUCAUGUGUAAACCAAUCUUUUCCAAAAUUGUAUCACUUUUUGCAGAGCAUAAUGAUCUUCAGUAUGCUGCUCCAGGGGGUCUGAUUGGAGUUGGAACAAAAAUUGACCCCACUUUGUGCCGGGCGGACAGAAUGGUGGGGCAGGUACUUGGUGCAGUUGGAGCUUUACCUGAAAUCUUCACAGAAUUGGAAAUCUCCUAUUUCCUACUUAGACGGCUUCUGGGUGUACGCACUGAAGGAGAUAAAAAAGCCGCAAAGGUGCAAAAGCUGUCUAAGAAUGAAGUACUCAUGGUGAACAUAGGAUCCCUGUCAACAGGGGGGAGAGUCAGUGCCGUCAAGGCUGAUUUGGGCAAAAUUGUUCUGACUAAUCCCGUGUGCACAGAAGUAGGAGAAAAAAUUGCCCUUAGCCGAAGAGUUGAGAAACACUGGCGCUUAAUUGGUUGGGGUCAAAUAAGAAGAGGAGUGACAAUCAAGCCAACAGUAGAUGAUGAUUGAAAAAUUCCAGUUAAAUAAUACAUUUGGAUGAAGUUGGAAUGUCUCUUUUAACAACCUAGGGGUAUAUUUUCAAAGCAGUACUGUGAAAUUAAUUUCACAGCUCAUUACUUGGUAGUAGUUUUAAGAUUAUGCUCAUGUUUGGUGAUGAAAAUUUAACCUCUAGUCCUAAAAUUAUGUCUACAAUAAAUGUAAAAAUUGGUGUGAUAAUGGAGUAAAUCAACAUUUUAGCAGAAAUUAAUCAUUCCCAAAUGUCUAAUUUAUACAUCAGUGCAGGUUUAGAAUGAAACUAUUUGCUACAGCCAGCCUUUGCUGUAGUGUAUAUACCACUGAACCUGUUUAAAAUGAUAUUGUCUUCUUUUUCAUGAUUGGUCUGGAGUAGCUCCGGGCUUGAAGGACUCUCAUACCAGUAAGAACUUGAAGACACAAAUUCUCCUUAUAGAUUAGCUCCGCUUUGCCCCAUAUUUUAUGUUGCUUUAUCUUAACUGCUUAAUAGAUAAGAUUAUGAUAUAGAUUCUAAUAUUAGCAAUCCUUGGACCUUUCAGAGGUCAAGAUGUUAUAGGGUAAGCCCCGUGAUUUUAAAUUUACUCAUGUUCCUGUACUUUUCCUGGGCUGUGCUUUUAAAUUCUUGUUUAUUUUGUUUCAAGACUGUCAGGGCAGUGGUUCUUCACCCAGGCUGACAUUCAGAUUGCUGCAUAAACUUUAAAAAAAUGAUGGUUUGUAGGAAUUCUGAUUUAAUUCACUUGGGAUGGAGCCCAGGUAUUAACUCUUUUUAAAACUCUGUUGAGAAAUAAGUUGAGGGGGUUGAGGAGUAGGUAUGUACCAAAUAGUACAGGAUCUUACUGAGUUUUAUAGUCUGGUAGUGCUCUAAUUUUCUUUGCUUAAAUUUGCAUAUAAUGUGGAAUUUGAUAGCACAAUCAUAAUAUUGUGCUCUCUGCAUUAUGGAAGCUGUCUUGUGGAAAUGUAGUAGCUGUGGCUAUGAGCUAUCUAAGUUUUGAGGAAACGUAUUAAUGUUACAUACUUGAUUGAUUUUUAAGGGUUGUGUUAUAUCAUGAGGAACACAUUUAAAUAAAGCAAGGUUCUAACCCAAACAUUAAUUUUUCUAUCUAACAUCUCCCCAUGUGUUUCAUAAGUACCUUCUUUAUUAUUUUUUUUUAAGAUUUAUUUUUUUACACAAGCACUAGGGUACAAGCCAGAGGCAUGGGAGGGUGAGAGAAUCCACCAGAGACAGAGCAGGGAGCAGAACAGGCAGAAGGACCAAAAUACACUACUGAGGGGAGCAGCAGGCGAGAUAGGAGAGGUCUAUCACGCCAUGUGGGAAUCUCCCCGGCCGGGUGGGAAUUGAACCAGCGCCGCGUAGGCUGUGGAUGCUCAACCUGCUGCACCACCGGGGAGGCCUCAUAGGUACCUUCUACUGAAAAUUCUGGAGCAACAUAAGACCCAAAAUUUUGCAGUAGACUAAUUUGUUGUAAUCAAUCUCAUGUCAGAACUGAAUCCAGAAGUCUCAUUUAUUUUAAACAUCUGCAUGAAUUUCAGCUGGUUUACAAAGCAUUAUGCUUAGAAUAAAUGGGCAUACACAACUAUGAUAAUGGACCUUAUUUUUGUAGAACUUGAAGUCAGUUUAGUGAUUCUCAGCAAAAGAUGUACGUGGCUGAGAAUCUGCCUGUUAUGUAAUGUUACUGAUGGAAGCAUAUUACAUGUGUAAAUCCUGUUGACUCUCCCAUCAAGAUUAUUUCAAAAUCUGACCAGAUCUCACCAUUGCACUGUUUCCAAAUUUACUCCAUAGCAGUCUGUUCUCGACAAAAGGGUAGCUAGUUACCCUUUUGUAAGAGUACAACUCUGAUGACAAAUUAUAAAGUUAAUUUUGAAGAAUGGGAGGAAUGAGGACAGUUUAGCUGUGACAUCAUCCAGAUAAUUUCCAGGCUGUCUUAGAAAACUUUCCUCCCUAUUUCUUGCAAAGUUGAUGUGUCUGCUUUUUUGCAGCGGGAAGAGAACUUGUAGUAAGAAUGUGCCAAGAACUGCACUCAUAACAUGUCUGUAAUUUUAUUGCUAGAAGAAUAUAAUAACGGUGGUUUCCAAGGAAAUGGAUGCUAUUUUUUGAAAUACAUAAAAAUUUUAAGAAUUACCAAAAAUGAAGCAGAUAAACGCUAAUAAUCAAGAAACUGGUUAUUAAAAAAUGUCCUCAGAAAGUUUCUAUAAAGUGAUACACAUUUGGCCAGUUUUUUCAAGGAAUUGAUAAUUAUGCUGUUUGAACUGUUACAGAAUAUAGGAAAAGAAAGGGGGGAGCAGGGAAGGAAAUACCCUAAUUCAUUCAAAAUUUGCUACCCAAACCUGGAGAGACUAUUGCAAAACUAAAAAGCCAACUGGAGACCAUUCUUACAAAUAAAAUACAUACUAAAGUAUUAAUAAAGUCCAGUAAUAAAUUAAAAAUAUAAUGCAUUCUUAUACAUACAUGGAUGUUUUUUAUAGGUGGAAAGAAAAAAAAUAUGUUGCAAAGAUGUAUGUGAUACAAUUCAAAGUUUUUAAAAGAUUUAUUUAUGCAUACAAGAGCUGAGGUACAGGCCAGAAGUGCGGCGGGUGAGAGGAUUCACCAGAGACAGUGGGGAACAGAACAGGCAGGCUGACUGAAAUACACUGCUCAGGGGAGCAGUGGGCGAGUCAGGAGAGGUCUCCUGCGCCAUGUGGGCCACCUCCCUGGCUGGGGAUUGAACCAGUGCUGCAGGGGCUGUGGACAGCGUCACAGUGCUGCGUCCUAACCCCUUGUACCACCAGGGAGGCCCCAAUUCAAAAUCUUUAAAACACGAAAUGUCGAGAAUGAAAUCAUUAACUUGAUGAAUAUGCUUAGAGAAAGAGCAGAAUCAUUGUUUUUAAUGACGAAACAUCGGAGCACAGUAAUACCCAGUAACAGUGUAAUUCCAUUAUACUGUAGAUGGGAUAAAAGUUGGGUAAAAUAAGGUGUUGUGAAGUUAAUGAAAUAGCUAGGGUGAAAAUCAGUGAUUAGGAAGCAGUCACCAGUUGCAUUACACCAGAAUUCAUGUUAUUGUUAGGUUUGUCUAUAUUCUCAUUAAGGUUUAGAACAAGUAAAGAAUGUCAGCUGCCACUUCAAUUCUGCAACAUUGGAACUCUAUUGGGAAUCGAAGUGACAGCAUUAUUUAUAAGGUAUAAGAUAAUAUACAUAGAAAUGGAAUACAGAAACUGAAAAUCUUAAGAGAAUCCAGGGAGCUGGAAAAGUUCAUGAUAAAUAAGCAAAGAUUGCUCAUUCACUGAAUUUCUGAUUAGUAUACACAACACACCCACUCACAUGAGAAAAUGCUAUGGCUAUAAACUACCCAGGUAUAAAUAAGAAUAUGCAAGAUACAUGUAAAUAAAACUAACAUUUGCUGAAGGACAAAAAGAUGAAUGAGAAAAGACUGGAUGAGAAUACUCAAUGUUGUAAUGAUAACUCAUUUUUUCCUAUAAAUUCAGUGUUAAGAAAUUCAGUUUAGUUUUUUAAAGAAAUUGCUCUGAUAAAAGAUUUGGAAAUGUAAAUUCCUAGGAGGCACAGUAUAAGAAGUGGUAUUGAUGGAGGACUAGAUGGAUCAUCAAAACAAGCUUUACAAGAUGCAAAAUUUUAGUAUAUGCUAUAGAUAGCAUCUUAUGUCGGGGAAUGAAAUAGACAGUUUUUUAGUCUAAGUAACUAUCCAUUUGGGGAUAAAAGAUCUCUUAAGUCAUUUAACAUUUCAUUUUAUUAAUAAGAAAUUAAUUCAGAUGAGGAACGCAAAACAAACUCAAAAGCCAUUAACGGGAAAUGUCAGAUCUGCUACAUACAUAAAGGUUCAAAACUUGGGGCCUCCCUGGUGGCGCAAGGGUUAGGACACAACCUAUGAAGCUAUCCGCAACCACUGCAGCACGAAUUUGAUUCCCGGCCAGCCAGGGAACAACCCACAUGGUGCAGCAGACCUCUCCUGUCUCCUGGCUGCUCCCCUCAGCAGUGUAUUUCAGUCAAUCUGCCUGUUCUGUUCUGGCUCUGUCUCUGGCGAAUCCUCUCCCCCCACCCCCCAAACCCUGUGCCUCUGGCCUGUGCCCCAGCUCCUGCAUGCAUGCAUAAAUCUUAAAAAAAAAAAAAAAGGUUCAAAACUUCGGACCUAAAAUACUACAGAUUUAAAAGGUAGAUUAGGAAAAAAUACUUAAAACUUAACAUAGUGUAAAAGGUUAAUAUUCUUAGCACAAAUUAGUCAGAUCAAAAACAAAUGGGAGGGCCUCCCCAGUGGUGCAGCGGUUGAGCGCUG